AGUAGCGAUCCGUCGCGUUAUCCUCAACAGGCAAAUUCAAAGCUCAAAAAGCUUCGAUCGUCAUCUCGCGCUCUAUGCCGCGCGAACAUAGAUACUGAAUUUCAUUGUUUUCCUGUUGUGCGAUUCCUUAACAGACUUUUUCAGUCGUGUGAAUUAUUUUUCUAAUUUUAUUCAUAUUUCGUUUUUUGAUAUGGGUAAAUCGUCUCAUAAAUCAAGAAAGAGAAGGAGGUCUUCCUCCGGAGACCGUCUCGCGGCCCUCGAAGAAAAGGUGUUACGCUUAAUCUCCUUGAUGAAACAUAGAGAGGUUAGCGAUUCUCAUUCUUUCCCUGCAUACAUGUCGGAAUCCUCCUUUAAAGUUCGUCUUGAUCAGGGAUCAGAUAUAGAACUUGCAUCAGAGAUCUCGGUUAUCGAAGAGGGUGCUGUGGAGCCCCGUCCUGCCUUUGAUAUCGAGUAUUCUUUGGCAGCGCCUGCGUGUCAGGAAGGGCCAAGUGAAUCUUUGGCAGCGCCUGCGAGUCAGGAAGGGCCAAUAGAUCCACAUUUUUCAGAUCCGGUAGGUAGUGAGGACGCGACGUCUCCUACUUCUCCUCCGGUCAUGUUGACAGAUCUGCCUGUGACCUCUGCAAUUGAGGAGAAUUCUGCGGAUGCUCUGACUCAGGAACUUUUCGGCUCCGAUCUUGAGGGGAUAGAGGCGAGACCUUGGCACGAUCUGGUUGUGUCAAAGUGGCAACAUCUCACCCGCAACGGCUUGGAAGCAGAACGUCGAGACUCCUUGUUGAAGAAAUAUUCUCUUUCGGAAGCGGUUGCUUUUCUAAAGGCCCCCAAGUUAAAUCCGGAAUGUAGAUCGGCCCUGAAAAGUAAUUCUAUUGUUAAGAGAGAUGAUUUUAACGCCAGAGAUCAAGAUCAAGUAGGCUUUGCUCUUUGCGCUUUUGGUGAAGCCAUUUCCGAUUUCCUUAGUCCUGAUAUACAACAUUUGCUGGCUCCGGAGGCACGUUCAGCUGUAGCGAAAGUUAACGAUGGGGCUUUGAUCUUAGCAGAUCUCUUUUAUCGCCUUUCCUUGUCUAGGAGAGCUCAGAUUAAGCCAGCUCUUAAUCAACUCGCAAAAAAUACUGCAGACGCCUUACCAGCCGAUGUUCUACUUUUCGGUUCUUCUUUUGGAGACGAAAUGAAGAAGGCUACGACUAUGGAAAGAUCUUCGAAGGAUAUUAUCAGGACUCCUUUGAUAGUUCCUAAGAAGCUGCAACAGCCUUUCAAGCAAUCGUCGCAGACUACUCUUCCAAGGUCGGGAAACUCCCGCGCCCCUGUUUCGAAAUUGAGACAAGUGACUGCGAGAACAGGGGCGUCGAGCAGCGGUCACCGAUCUUUUCACCGCCCCAGAUCUCGCUCGAGGAGACGUUAGUCACUGAGCAGGUAAAUGUUGCCGGCAGAUUAUCUUUUUUCCUUUCCAAUUGGAAACGGAUUACUUCGGAUCCAGUGAUUUUGGAGUCCAUUUCCGGCUAUAGGCUUCCUUUUAAGAGUUUUCCGCCUCUUCAAAUCUCUGAGCCCUCGAUUCGUCUUUCUAAGACGGAAGAAGUUUUUUGUUAUCAAGAAAUUAUCAGGCUCAGUAAUAAAGGAGCAAUAGAGCUCGUUUCAGAUUGUGAAGGCCAA
This is a messenger RNA of Wasmannia auropunctata (little fire ant), 1644 nucleotides long. RefSeq lists its product as uncharacterized. The record is from RefSeq and is a predicted model, not a curated record. NCBI's taxonomy places the organism in Eukaryota, Metazoa, Arthropoda, Insecta, Hymenoptera, Formicidae. The transcript is spliced from 2 exons. Bases 191 to 1396 code for a protein of 401 amino acids.